GAGAACGCGAGAGUCGGUGACUCGCAUCUCCACGAAACCCAUAUCCAACGGUUGUUAGAUGCUGUUUAGUUUCUUCAAAAUUUGAUGCUCUAUCUCCAGAAGAAAGCCCUUCGUUCCCGCCUUUUCAUUUACCCGCCAUAAGAUCUUAGAGUAGGAAGUCGGUUGUAGCAGACAAGGAGAUGUGCGGGAGAGCUCAGUGUACUCUCAGGGCAGACGAUAUUCCCAGGGCUUGCCAUCGCAAUAACGCCCCUGUGCGUUUUCUGAACACAGAUCGGUAUCGUCCAUCUUAUAAUGUUUCACCGGGGUGGAAUUUGUCAGUUGUGCGUAGAGAUGGUGGAGCCGAGAGCGAAGGCGUUGUUGUCCAUUGCAUGAAGUGGGGAUUAAUUCCUAGUUUCACUAAGAAAUCGGAGAAACCUGAUUUCUACAAGAUGUUCAAUGCUCGAUCUGAGUCAAUAUCUGAGAAGGCUUCAUUUCGUCGAUUGCUUCCCAAAAAUCGGUGCCUUAUAGCUGUAGAAGGAUUCUAUGAGUGGAAAAAACAUGGAUCGAAAAAACAGCCAUACUACAUUCAUUUUAAGGAUGGUAGACCUCUGGUGUUUGCUGCUCUAUAUGAUUCUUGGGAGAACUCAGAAGGUGAGAUACUCGACACAUUUACAAUAGUUACGACUUCUUCAUCAUCGAGGUUACGGUGGCUGCAUGACAGGAUGCCUGUAAUUUUGGCUGACAAGGCAUCUACUGAUACGUGGUUGAAUAUUUCUUCAACUCCAAAAUUUGAUUCAGUGCUUAAACCAUAUGAGAAAGAUGAUUUGGUGUGGUACCCAGUGACCCCUGCAAUGGGCAAGCCAUCUUUUGAUGGACCGGAGUGCAUCAAGGAGAUACCAUUAAAGAAAGAGGAGAAGAAUCAAAUUUUGAAGUUUUUCUCAACCAAGGAAAGUAGAAAAGAAGGAUCAAAGAGACACGAGGAAAAUCCACUGGAUGAGUCUGUCAAGACUGGUUUUCAAAAAAACUUGAAAGAGGAACCUGAAACUGAAGAUUUCACGGAAAACUUGAAAGAGGAGCUUCAAACAGGAAACUUGAAAGAGGAACCUCAAACUGAAGAUCCCGCAGAAAACUUGAAAGAGGAACCUAAAACUGAAGAUCUCACAGAAAACUUGAAAGAGGAACCUGAAACUGAAGACAACAGAGAAAUUUUAUCCUUAACAAAAAUGGAAAAUAAUGACCCAGAACCAGGGGAUUCUAUUUAUGAGGGUGCGGUAAAGGUCGAAAAAAAACGAGACCGAGAAGAGCUUUUAGCCGAUCAGAAGUCAGUUGUAGAUAAAGUUGAAUCACGCCCAUGGCCAGUGAAGAAGAAGGGAAAACUUAAGAGCACUGAUGAUAAACAACCAACUCUACUUUCUUACUUUGGGAAGAAAUAGUUGUUCUGCAUCUGUACAUACACUCUGCUCACCGUAGCUGUAUCUGAUGUAGGCAAGGAUCUUUUUUUUUUUUUGGGUCGGGUUCCCGUUGGAUUUGCCAGUGAAAUUUAACGAUUUUGUGGGGGAAUUGAACCAUGUAUGAAGCUGUAUUAUAUAAUGUCACUGUGACUCGUUUGUUGGUAUUAGUAGUCGGAUCAAGUGUCGUACUAAAAGUAUUCCACCUCAAGCCUUUUCCAACAACAUUGCAAAUAUAAUUUGUUUAACACAAACAUAUUAAUAAGAAACAGAUUCCAUUCUUUUUCUGCUGGUCCAGAAAGGAAAACUGAAACAGGCAAAUUUUCAUGCCAUUUUCUCUUUGAAUUACCAAAAAAAAAAAAAAAAAAAUCUUAA
Molecule: messenger RNA, 1802 nt
Organism: Carica papaya (papaya)
Lineage: Eukaryota; Viridiplantae; Streptophyta; Magnoliopsida; Brassicales; Caricaceae
Product: embryonic stem cell-specific 5-hydroxymethylcytosine-binding protein
Biological process (GO): protein-DNA covalent cross-linking repair
Molecular function (GO): single-stranded DNA binding
Source: RefSeq, a predicted model, not a curated record